AAUUUUUUUUAGUUUAGCUAUUAUGAGAAGGCUAUUGAGCUAAGAGUGCUCAAGAGGAGUAUUAGACGAACAUCAAUGGCGAAAUCAUACAAUGUAAUUUAAAGAAUAUUAAAUUUAAGAUUGCAGGCAGUUUAUGUCUUAAUCCUUACUAAACAUGUCUGGUUUGAAUCAUGGUUUUAAUUCAAGCCAGUAUAUGGAGAGGAAUAAGGAUGGUUAUUUUGAUCAAUUGCUUAUAAAUGCUUUUUUGCUUUUUGUUUUAAAAUCAAAAUCGAUUAUCUAUUUCAAAUUUGUUAAAACGAUUCGUAUCUUAUUUUUUAUUACUGAAAAUCUUAAAAGAAUUAAUUCUAAUGAAAAAAAAAGGUUAUAUUCUUAUUAGUUUUAUUUAUUUGAACAAUUCUUACUUUAUUAUUAAACUCAUAAAACUAUUUGAGUAAAAAGAAAGAUCAUAACUAUUAGUAAACUUGGGAAGCAAGAAUUUGGAAAGUUUGAAGGAUUAAUUAGAUUUGAUUUUUGAUCAGCAAGCAAAUAAACUUGAGCAUCAAGCCAUCAAGUUAUGUAGCAAUUUCAUUUUUCUGACAGCACAAGAAAAUGAACACAAGCCUGGCCCAUUGCAAAAAAUAGCCCAUGAGGCCCAAUUACUAUCACGUUAUCUUCUCAAAUCCCCAUAAUCCCCAUAAUCCUUAGCUGGUGGCUCAGAACGCAUAACAGAGAAGCUUACUCUUUUUCUCUCUUUUGAGCCUUCCUUCUCAGGUGUAAUACUUUCGUUGGUGAUACUCAAAAACUAGUCAAGAUGGUGAAAUUCACAGCAGAGGAAUUGAGAAGAAUUAUGGACAACAAGCACAAUAUACGGAAUAUGUCCGUUAUUGCCCAUGUUGAUCAUGGAAAAUCAACUCUUACCGAUUCUCUGGUGGCUGCUGCUGGUAUCAUUGCUCAAGAAGUUGCUGGUGAUGUCCGGAUGACUGAUACUCGUCAGGAUGAGGCAGAACGUGGCAUUACAAUUAAGUCUACUGGUAUCUCUCUCUAUUAUGAGAUGUCUGAUGAAUCUCUGAAGAGUUACGAAGGAAAGCGACAAGGGAAUGAGUACCUCAUCAAUCUCAUUGACUCACCUGGGCAUGUUGACUUUUCAUCAGAAGUCACUGCUGCUCUUCGUAUCACUGAUGGUGCACUUGUGGUUGUUGAUUGUAUUGAGGGUGUCUGUGUCCAAACAGAGACUGUGCUUCGUCAAGCCCUUGGUGAAAGGAUUAGGCCUGUGUUAACUGUUAACAAGAUGGACAGGUGUUUUCUUGAGCUGCAAGUUGAUGGGGAAGAAGCUUACCAAACUUUCCAAAGAGUUAUUGAGAAUGCUAAUGUGAUUAUGGCUACCUAUGAAGAUCCUCUUCUUGGUGAUGUUCAGGUCUAUCCUGAGAAAGGCACUGUAGCUUUCUCUGCUGGUUUGCAUGGUUGGGCUUUUACUCUGACUAACUUUGCCAAGAUGUAUGCCUCCAAGUUUGGUGUUGAUGAGUCAAAGAUGAUGGAGCGUCUCUGGGGUGAAAACUUCUUUGAUCCCGCUACUAAAAAAUGGACCACCAAGAAUACUGGAUCUCCUACUUGCAAGCGUGGUUUUGUUUUGUUCUGUUAUGAACCUAUCAAGCAGAUUAUUAGCUCUUGUAUGAAUGACCAAAAGGAUAAGUUGUGGCCAAUGCUACAGAAGCUUAAUGUCACCAUGAAGUCUGAUGAGAAAGAACUGUUGGGAAAGGCAUUGAUGAAGCGUGUCAUGCAAACAUGGCUUCCUGCCAGUGCUGCUCUCUUGGAAAUGAUGAUCUUUCAUCUUCCUUCCCCUGCAACGGCUCAGAAAUAUCGUGUUGAGAACCUGUAUGAAGGUCCUCUUGAUGAUGUUUACGCAACAGCUAUCAGGAACUGUGAUCCAAAUGGACCCCUUAUGCUCUAUGUAUCAAAGAUGAUUCCAGCAUCUGAUAAGGGUAGGUUCUUUGCCUUUGGUCGUGUCUUUGCAGGCAAGGUCUCUACUGGUAUGAAGGUUAGGAUUAUGGGUCCAAACUAUGUUCCUGGAGAGAAGAAAGAUUUGUAUGUGAAGAGUGUUCAGAGAACUGUCAUUUGGAUGGGAAAGAGACAAGAAACAGUUGAGGAUGUUCCUUGUGGUAAUACAGUUGCUAUGGUUGGUUUGGAUCAGUUCAUUACCAAGAAUGCAACUUUGACAAAUGAAAAGGAAGUUGAUGCUCAUCCUAUCCGAGCCAUGAAAUUUUCAGUCUCCCCUGUUGUGCGUGUGGCCGUGCAAUGCAAAGUUGCAUCUGACCUUCCCAAACUUGUUGAAGGUCUGAAACGUCUGGCCAAGUCAGAUCCUAUGGUGGUAUGUUCUAUUGAAGAAUCUGGGGAGCACAUUGUUGCUGGUGCUGGUGAACUUCAUCUUGAGAUUUGCUUGAAGGAUCUGCAAGAGGACUUCAUGGGUGGAGCUGAAAUUGUAAAAUCUGAUCCAGUUGUCUCAUUCCGUGAGACUGUUCUUGAGAAGUCAAGCCGCACAGUGAUGAGCAAGUCGCCCAACAAGCACAACCGUUUGUACAUGGAGGCAAGACCUUUGGAGGAUGGGCUUGCUGAGGCCAUUGAUGACGGUCGUAUUGGUCCAAGAGAUGAUCCUAAAGUUCGUUCCAAGAUAUUAUCUGAGGAGUUUGGUUGGGACAAGGAUCUUGCUAAGAAGAUUUGGUGCUUUGGCCCUGAAACCACUGGUCCAAAUAUGGUUGUGGACAUGUGUAAGGGAGUCCAAUACCUUAAUGAAAUCAAGGACUCUGUUGUUGCUGGAUUCCAGUGGGCCUCCAAGGAAGGAGCCUUGUCUGAAGAAAACAUGAGAGGUAUUUGCUUUGAAAUUUGUGAUGUUGUUCUCCAUGCUGAUACUAUCCACAGAGGUGGAGGUCAACUUAUCCCAACUGCCCGGAGGGUUAUCUAUGCUUCUCAGAUCACAGCCAAACCAAGGCUUCUUGAACCAGUUUACCUGGUUGAAAUCCAAGCUCCAGAACAAGCUCUUGGUGGUAUCUACAGUGUCCUCAACCAGAAACGUGGGCAUGUGUUUGAAGAAAUGCAGAGGCCUGGUACUCCACUCUACAACAUCAAGGCAUACCUACCAGUUAUCGAGUCAUUCGGUUUCUCAAGUACUCUAAGAGCUGCAACAUCUGGACAGGCUUUCCCUCAGUGUGUGUUCGACCACUGGGAUAUGAUGAUGUCUGACCCUUUGGAGCCUGGAACUCAGGCAGCCGCACUGGUUGCUGAUAUUCGCAAGAGAAAGGGCUUGAAGGAGCAAAUGACUCCACUUUCUGAGUAUGAAGACAAGCUGUGAGUUCAAUUUCACAUCCAUUAAAAGCCUCAAAGAGCAGAUUAAUAUGCUUGAGGAUAAACUAUAAGAUUAAGUCAAUAAUAUCUGGAAUAGUAGCCAGUGUGUAUUUUUUAUGGUGUCAUCGUGUCCUUGGUAGUUAGUUUAUUUAAGUUGCAUUGGUUUUAAGGAGUUGUUAUCUUUGGAUUUGGUGUUAUAAACUGCGUACGUCUUGCAUGGUUUAUGGAUUUGGUGUCAGCUUUGGCGAAAUAUGUAUUCUCCUCAGCUAAUUAUGGGCUAUGUUAUAUCUAUCGUAUUAAUAAAUAAAAUUGUUUAAGGUAAGUUAUUAUUUAA
Molecule: messenger RNA, 3649 nt
Organism: Cannabis sativa
Lineage: Eukaryota; Viridiplantae; Streptophyta; Magnoliopsida; Rosales; Cannabaceae
Product: elongation factor 2-like
Exons: 4
Coding region: 791-3322 (843 amino acids)
Biological process (GO): translational elongation
Cellular component (GO): ribonucleoprotein complex; cytosol
Molecular function (GO): translation elongation factor activity; ribosome binding; GTPase activity
Source: RefSeq, a predicted model, not a curated record